Eucalyptus grandis is the source of this 2850-nucleotide messenger RNA. Its product is annotated as disease resistance protein RPV1-like. The record is from RefSeq and is a predicted model, not a curated record. The coding region runs from base 1 to 2850 and encodes 949 amino acids. The transcript is spliced from 5 exons. Gene Ontology annotation, molecular function: ADP binding. Gene Ontology annotation, biological process: signal transduction; defense response. Lineage: Eukaryota; Viridiplantae; Streptophyta; Magnoliopsida; Myrtales; Myrtaceae.
AUGGAAAGAAAAGAACCCACUCCUUCAGAAGAUCCGAUACACGGGGCGUCUUCCUCAUCGACCUCUCCUCGUAGAGGCGACUAUGGAGGCGGAACGCAAAAACCGAAAGGAAAUGAUCACGACGUGUUCUUGAGCCGGAUAGGUAGGGGCGGGCAGCUCUUCAAUGAUCUCCGUAAAGGCCUCGUCGAUGCAGCGAUUGACACGUUCUGCAGUAUGCCCUAUUUGGAUGACGGGAUUCUCGACAGUCCUUCGCAAUCUAAGAUCUCGAUCCCCAUUUUCACGCCGCACUUCGUUUCCGACCAAGCGGGCCUUCGCAAGCUUGUUCACACGUUGAAAUGCAAGAGAAGCAGUGGGCAAAUAGUGUUGCCCAUAUUUGAUGGAGUGAGUCCCUCGGAAGUGCAACUUGUUGAAGGGAGAUCUAUACAAGCUUUCUCUAGACAUGAAGGUCGGGAGGAAGAAAUGGAACUAGGGGAAUGGAGAAAAGCGCUCGUCGAAGUCGGUUCCUUAAGAGGAUGGGAAGCAGAGAAAUUUGCCAAAGGGAAUAAAGGAGCACUGAUUGAACUAGUUGUCGCACGAGUUGUGAGCUUGUUGAAAACAACUUUCAAGCUUCCCAUGGAGUUGGUUGGAAUUGAUGAUCAUGUGGAACAUAUUAUGAGCUCAAUAGAUCCUAAAUAUAAUGAUACAAGGAUUAUCGGAAUCCGUGGAGUGCGUGGAAGCGGUAAGACAACUGUUGCAAAGAACCUAUGGAACAAUCUCUAUAGUGAUUUUGAACAUCUAAGCUUUGUACCAAAUAUUCGAGAAGUAUCACUAUGCAUGGGUAUUGAGUACUUACAAGAAGAGCUCAUUUGCGAGGGAAUCGGCAUCAUGUCUCAAUUUACAAGUAAGAAAGUUCUCGUUAUUCUUGAUGAUAUGGAUGAUAAUAUUCACUUAGAUGCCUUGGUUGGAGACGGCAGUUGGUUAAAAGUGGGGAGUAUAGUCAUAAUAACUACUCGAAACAUGGGUAUUCUUGAUAAGGCCAAUGCAGUCCCCAAGCACGAACUAAACGAGUUGACUCACAGUCAAGCAUUGACCUUAUUUAGUAGACAUUUAUUUGGAAAGAAUUCUCCUCCCGAGGCUUAUCGGUAUAUAUCUUAUGAUUUCGUACUUCGUAUACCGAGGAUUCCCCUGAUUCUUGAACUUAUAGGUUCAUCCUUCCGCCAAAGAAGAGAAGAAGUAUGGAAAGAUACAUUGAUGAAAUUAAAGGACGAUGUGAAUAAUAAUAACAAUCAAGAUGUGCUGCAUAUGACUUACGAAUUGUUGGAUUAUGAGCAGCAACAGAUAUUUUUGGAUAUAGCAUGUCUUUUUAUUGGAUCAUCUAAACAAAAUCCAAUUUAUAUGUGGGAUUCUUGUGGUUUUUCACCAAAGGAGGGUAUUAAAGUAUUGAAAGGUAGGUCCCUAAUUGAAAUUGACAAAGAUGACAAGCUAAUAAUGCAUGAUCAUGUGAGAGAUUUUGGAAGGGAAAUUGUUCGUCUAGAACAUCAAAAGGAGCUUCAGCAGCGCAGCAGGUUAUGGAUUUAUGAGGAAGCCCAACAUGUGCUUGACAACAACAAGGGCACUAAUAUGAUUCGGGCCAUUUGUCUCGACGAAUAUGACUCCAAAAGAAGCUACACAAGUGAAAACUUUAAAGGACUGACCAACUUGAGGUUCCUUAAAGUAUGCGGUGCAAAUUUCACCGGAGAUUUCGAGAACACGCUUAGUGAACUUAGAUGGCUUCAUUGGGAGCGUUGUCCCUCAAAUUUUGUUGUGGCCAACUUUCAUUUGAAGCAAUUAGUUGUGCUCAAUCUGUCAGGGAGUGAGAUUUCAGAGGAUUGGGAAGGAUGGGGUCCAAUCAAGAUGGCAACGGAGCUUAAAGUUCUCGACCUCUCAAGUUGUCCAUCUUUAAGAAGAACUCCUGACUUCUUUGCUUUCAACAACUUGGAAAUUUUGAUUCUUGAAAAAUGUGAGAAUCUAGAAGAGAUUCAUCCUUCUAUUGGGAACAACAAGUCCCUCGUUUCCUUGAAUGUCAGUGGUUGUAGGAGAGUAAAGGAGCUACCCAUUGGAGUUGGUAGAUUGGAAAAAUUGAAGGAGCUUUUAAUAAAUGACACUGCCAUACGAGAGAUUCCGAUGUCGGGGAAAGGUUUGAUGAAGCCGGAGACUCUAAAUGCCUCGUGUUGUGGGGGAUUGGGGGAACUACCUACAGGAGUAGGUAGAAUGGAAAAAUUGAGGGAGCUUCUCAUAAAUGACACUACUAUACGAGAGAUUCCGAUGUCGGGAUGUGGUUUGAUGGAGCUACAAACUCUAAGUGUCUCAGGUUGCAAGAGUCUAGAGAAGCUUCCGACUGGAGUAGGCAAAAUGAAAGAAUUGAGGGCGCUUCUCAUAAAUGACACUGCUAUACAAGAGAUUCCAAUACCAAGAGGUGGUUUGGCAAAACUGGAGACUCUGUGUGCCUCAUAUUGUGAAGGACUUGCUCAAUUUUCACUAGUUGGGAAUGGAGGCAUUCCAGCCCAACAUACUCCCAUCCUCGCCUCGCAUAGAUCAUGCCGAAAUGAAAAUCGAAGUAACAUGCCCGCCUGCACAGGACGAGGAUGCUGGUGGUGGGCCAAUGCCAGACCAACGCUUUUGGCGGCCGUAGCGGUGACGUUCCACGGUCUUCAAGCAGGACAUCAGCCUCCACUCAUCCCAAAUGCAGGUGCGAUUUGGUCUGGAUCGCGGAUUGCUCCGUCAGGCCCUAGGCAAUGCCAAAAAUGGCUUCGUGAUCGAUGGAGCCGACCUCCCACAGCCGUGGCUAUGGAGUUCGCCGCCUCACGUGAUCGCAGAUCUCCGUCGGAAUGA